AUGUCUGGAAGAUUUGAGAAGCUUCGUGUUUGGGUAGACGGUGAUGUACAACAAGGAUCUUCAACUGCUCAGCAACAACAACAACAGCAGUACUGUGAUAUGGAACAAAUAGCAUUACCACAUAAAGCGCGGUUAUACCAGCUGUUUGAGUAUGUUGAAAAGGAAAUUGAUUCUUUAUACGAGGAGAAUUGUGAAUUGCAAGCAAAGUUGAACCAAUUAAGUGAACGGCUGGGUGAAACGGUAACGAUAUCACCUGAAAUAUGUUGUUCAUCGAAUGACCCGUUAUCAGCACGAAAAGAAACUGGCAGAAAAGGUAACCAAAUGCGCCAGAAGUUGAAGACUGCUUUACGAGUACCACCGGGACGUCUGGUGCAGAGCCUGAAAGUUGUUAGUGAUAGUUCACGUCGAUGCAGAUAUGUUCGUUCGUUUUUAGGACAUCGGGAUGGUAUAUGGCAUGUAACGGCAAGUCGUGGAACACAGCCAAUCUUGGCAAGCGCCUCUGCUGAUCAGACAUGCUUGCUGUGGUCCUUGGAUGUAGGUUCAUGUUUGGCACAGUAUACGGGUCAUGUUGGUUCGGUUAAUGGUGUUGCUUUCGGGCCGUCGACAACAGAUUCUAAUGAAUUCAUGCUUGCUACAGCUAGUGGCGAUCGUACUGCACAUAUUUGGAAAGCCAUUAUUCCAGGCAAUACCCAGCUUCCUGCUUUAAGCAGUGAAGAUGAUGAACUAGCUGAAAAAGAACAAACGAGUGGAGGGAAUGAUAUUCAAGGUGGUGGAGAGGUUCAUGCAUCAUGUAUUGUACGGCAACCACUCGUACGCUUGACAGGUCAUGCUAAUGCCGUAAUGGCUGUUGAGUGGUUCAGCAGUGGUGAGCAGCUUAUCACAGCUAGCUGGGAUAGAACCGCUAACAUUUAUGAUGCUGAACGAGGAGAGAUUGUAAAUAUUUUGUCGGGCCAUGAUGACGAGUUGAAUCACUGUAAUGCUCAUCCAUCGCAAAAACUUAUUGUUACUGCAAGCCGUGAUUCUACUUUUCGCCUUUGGGAUUUCCGGGAAUCAAUUCAAUCUGUUGCGGUUUUUCAAGGACACAUUGACUCAGUCACGUCGGUUGUUUUUUCUUGCGGUGAAAAACUUGUUUCGGGUAGUGAUGACCGAUCAAUCAAGGUCUGGGAUUUGCGCAAUAUGCGUAGUGCAAUUGUAACCGUUCGUUUGGAUAGCGCCGUUAAUCGACUUUCAGUUUCAUCACGAAAUGUUGUUGCUAUUCCACAGGAUAAUCGCAAUAUUCGAUUAUAUGAUUUGAACACCGUUCGAUUAACAAGACUUCCUCGUGCUAGUGGACAAAGCCAUCGCCGUAUAGUUUGUUGCACUGCUUGGGCGGAUGAUAAUUCGAAUUAUGAUCUGUUUACUUGUGGAUUUGAUAAGCAAGUUAUUGCUUGGAAGACUACUUUCGAGAAAGAUUAA
Brugia malayi is the source of this 1455-nucleotide messenger RNA. RefSeq names its product WD-repeat protein 37, putative. Bases 1 to 1455 code for a protein of 484 amino acids. NCBI's taxonomy places the organism in Eukaryota, Metazoa, Nematoda, Chromadorea, Rhabditida, Onchocercidae. Gene Ontology annotation, molecular function: protein binding. The record is from RefSeq and is a predicted model, not a curated record. The transcript is spliced from 11 exons. Gene Ontology annotation, cellular component: preribosome, large subunit precursor.